Molecule: messenger RNA, 897 nt
Organism: Protopolystoma xenopodis
Lineage: Eukaryota; Metazoa; Platyhelminthes; Monogenea; Polystomatidea; Polystomatidae
Source: the annotation of a GenBank genome assembly
AUGUCGCGUUCACAUGAUGUUGUGCAAAUAACCUCGUGGCUGCCUUUGGCCAGAGCUGCUGCAAUUGGAUGGGUCCCUUUAGCACGCCAACGCCUUCCAAAGCCGGUUAUAUCUAAGAAUUUUACCUCAGAACUGAGCCACCAUUCUGCCUUUGAUGGCAAAGCCAUUAUAAAUGUCAGUGGUAGACGAUUCGAGAUCCUUAAGAGCAACCUUGAUAGAUAUCCUCAUACCCUGCUUGGAUCUGAUGAAAGAGAUUAUUUUUAUGAUGAUUCAAGAGGCGAAUAUUAUUUUGAUAGAGACCCAGAAAUAUUUCGUCACAUUUUAUCUUAUUAUCGAUGUGGCCACUUACAUUAUCCAAAGCAAGAGUGCGUUCUUGCAUAUGACGAUGAAUUAACUUACUUUCGAAUCGCCCCUGAUGUAAUGGGAGAUUGCUGCUAUGAGGAUUACCAAGAUGGAAAACGUGAAAACACAGAAAGGAUUUUGGAUGAAAAAGCUUCUGUAGAAAAGGCAGCUGAGCUUCCCAAAACUUUUAGGGCAAGACUAUGGUUCGAGUUUGAGAAUCCAGAGGUUUCAACAUCUGCUAUUGUAAUAUACUACGUAACUGGAUUUUUCAUCGCUAUUUCGGUCAUGGCCAAUGUGUUUGAAACUGUUCCAUGCGGAAGAAAACCAGGAACAAAUGAAUCUCCUCCUUGUGGUGACCAAUAUAGUGGUGCUUUUUUUUGUAUGGAUACUGCUUGUGUAAUCAUUUUCACUCUGGAAUAUUGUGCUAGAUUAUAUGCUGCGCCAAAUAGAUGGAAGUUCUUUCAUUCCGUCAUGAGUUUGAUCGACGUUGUCGCCAUUCUUCCAUUUUAUAUAGGUCUUGUGAUGCCGAAUAACAAGGUAAUAUGCAAAUUUUAA